AUGGACUCAUCCUCCAUGGCUAAUCUUGAUAGCAUGUCUGGUAUGGAGGGCACGGGGAUGGAUAUGGGCUCAGAUGGCAUGUUUCGGCCGCUUAACCAGAUGCUGGCUCGCAUGUACUGGUACCUCGUCGCCGCCUUCUUCGCGUCUGCAUUGUUCCUCAAAGGUCUUGGAGCCUUCGAGUCUUGGUCACGUAAACGGUCAUCGCGUGCGCUUUCCCUUUCUCAUCCUACGAGACCUCGGGAUUUGGCGUCCCGAGCAUAUGCCACAUCAGUCGCAAUCUUCAGAGAAGUGUCUUAUCCUCAAGUGGUCCACUUCAUCCGGCCGGGCUGCGCGUGGUUGACUCCUCCGCCUCUAGGGCCGUCGCUGGUCAUACUUACAUACUGGAUCAUCAUUGCCUUGUUCCUGACAACAGGGUCUAUUAUCCACGAUGCAUAUUAUUGGGAGCGUGUGGGAUUUAGAGCGGCAUGGGUGUCUGUCACACAGGUCCCUUUUAUCUUUCUCCUGGCUGGCAAAGUCAACAUUGCCAGCUACCUUCUCGGAUCAUCUUAUGUCGAUAUGAAUUGGCUGCAUAGAUGGGUGUCUAGAACCCUUUUUGUGACGGUCACAAUCCACGGCUCAUUUUUCUUAAGUGAAUGGGUGCGGGCGGAUUUCGUUCGCAUUGAAUUGGCGAUGAUGCCGAUGGUCAAGUACGGCUUUGGACUUUGGGCAGUAUUGGCCUGGACUACGAUCAGCUCUCUCAUCCCUCUCCGGCGUCUGUGCUACGAAUUCUUUGUGCUUCAGCAUAUCCUCUCAGCCGGCGUUUUCCUGUGGCUAUUGCAUAGCCACGUGCCUGCGUAUGCAUCAUAUAACGUCUGGAUGGCAGUGGCUUUCGCACUUUCUGGUCGAGUGUACCAAUUCUGUAUCUUGCUCUGCCGUAACAUUGCCAUUCGGAAAAAGACGUUCGGCUUGAUUGCAGGCAAGCGACUAGGCCACUCCGCGGAAAUACAGGCUUUGGCUGGAGAAAUCACAGUGCUGACUGUCCAUGAUGUUGGGUUUUCUUGGAAGGCUGGGCAGCACGUGCUCUUGUGGUGCCCAACCUUAGGACCUCUGGAAUCGCACCCUUUCACAAUCGCAAACAUCCCGGAUGGAGGAAAUCGCGAGAAGAGCCCCAACAAAGUGCAAUUGAUCAUACGCGCUCGCUCUGGUUUCACACGAAAGCUAUUCCGACGGGCUGUUUCCUCCCAGGCCACCUCCUCAGCUGCGGUGACAGCCUUCCUGACAGGUCCCUUCGGCAACCUUCCAACUUGGAACACUUAUGAGACUCUCGUUCUCAUCUCCGCAUCCACCGGUGCCUCAUUUACCCUCCCAAUUCUUGACACUGUCCUCAAAGACCCUUGCUGCGUAAGGAGGAUUGACUGCCUUUUAUUGAUUAGGUAUAAAUCGCACAUCGACGGCUACGUUUCACGGCUGCUCGCUGCAGCUUCUAAUCCGAAGGUUUCGUUGCAUAUCAUGGUUGCCGUCACAAGCAAUGAGGAGGAUCCAGCCUGUGAAGACGACGCUGCAUUGAAAAUCGGCAAUCCGUCGAAUUUCAGCUCUUUCGACACGCUUGCUAAGACUCUGAUGCAAACGAAGACAGAACGAUCGUCCUUUAGCUUCGACAAGGUCGUUGUUGAUUCCAAAAUCGAAGGCUCGAUAGAAGGAGAGGAGCAUAGUGUGGGGAUCAGAGUUAACAAAGGACACCACGAUCGUAGUCCUGAGAAAGGCAGCUCAGUCCAGUAUACAUUCGGGAGACCAAGUCUUGCGAGCUUUGUGCGCAAACCCGUUGAGGCGUCGGCAGGAGAAACCUCCGUUAUAGUCUGUGGGGGCAAGGGCCUGACCUCCACGGUACGAAAUUGUGUAGCUACGUUAUCAGAUGAACGGGCAGUUCAUAAAGGUACCGGUGCGCAGGGUAUCCAUCUUCAUGUCGAGGAGUAUGGAUUGUGA
Messenger RNA from Letharia lupina, 1962 nucleotides. RefSeq lists its product as uncharacterized. The record is from RefSeq and is a predicted model, not a curated record. Gene Ontology annotation, biological process: iron ion transport; copper ion import; intracellular iron ion homeostasis. Gene Ontology annotation, molecular function: ferric-chelate reductase activity. Gene Ontology annotation, cellular component: plasma membrane. The transcript has 2 exons. The coding region runs from base 1 to 1962 and encodes 653 amino acids. NCBI's taxonomy places the organism in Eukaryota, Fungi, Ascomycota, Lecanoromycetes, Lecanorales, Parmeliaceae.